UGCUGUUGUAGUUCUCGAGCGAGCGAGUCUGACGGGGGCGGUGGGCGCGAGACUGACGACAACAUCGACGGACGCGGACGGGCGGGCGCGCGAGUGAGACUAAGGCGGGCGCGGGCGAAGGCAUCAACGGCCGACGGGCGGUGGCAACGCGCGGGUCUGGGCCCGAGGCUUCACUAGGCAAGUUUACGUUGAGUUCCAAAAUGGCAAUGCAGGCACAAACGGAGGAGAUUGCUGCAACAGAAGAGGAAUGUGUUGGGCCACAAGCUAUAUCAUGUUUGGAGCAAUGUGGGAUCAGUGCUAAUGAUGUGAAGAAGCUCGAAGAGGCCGGUUUUCAUACAGUGGAGGCAGUAGCCUAUGCCCCAAAGAAGGAAUUGAUAAAUAUUAAGGGUAUCAGUGAAGCUAAAGCAGAGAAGAUUCUGGCUGAGGCAGUUAAACUUGUACCAAUGGGAUUUACUACUGCUACAGAAUAUCAUCAGAGGCGCUCUGAUAUCAUCCAGGUUACUACGGGUUCCAAGGAACUUGAUAAACUUCUACUAGGUGGGAUAGAGACUGGUUCAAUCACAGAGAUGUUUGGAGAGUUUCGUACUGGAAAGACCCAGCUCUGUCAUACAAUGGCAGUGACGUGUCAGUUACCCAUUGACCGUGGUGGAGGUGAAGGGAAAGCUAUGUAUAUUGAUACCGAAGGUACAUUCCGCCCAGAGCGCCUCCUUGCUGUGGCUGAGAGAUACAACCUUUCGGGAAGUAAUGUUCUAGACAAUGUUGCAUAUGCUCGGGCUUACAACACUGAUCAUCAGACCCAACUAUUGUAUCAAGCAUCUGCCAUGAUGACAGAAUCCAGAUAUGCCUUGUUAAUUGUGGACAGUGCAACAGCGUUGUACAGGACCGACUACUCUGGUAGGGGCGAGCUAGCUGCUAGGCAGAUGCAUCUUGCACGGUUUCUACGAAUGUUGUUGCGACUGGCAGAUGAGUUUGGGAUAGCUGUUGUAAUAACUAACCAGGUGGUGGCCCAGGUUGAUGGUGCGGCCAUGUUUUCUGCAGAUCCAAAAAAGCCAAUUGGUGGAAACAUUAUUGCCCAUGCAUCAACAACAAGAUUGUACUUGAGGAAAGGUCGAGGUGAAACACGGAUCUGUAAAAUUUACGACUCCCCCUGUCUGCCUGAGGCAGAGGCUAUGUUUGCUAUCAACCCUGAUGGAGUUGGUGAUGCCAAAGACUAAAUGUGUAUGACAUUUCCUGGCCUUGUGCUGAAAGCUAUCGACAACAAGGAACCCCCUCAGGAUAAUCAGAAAUGCUAUUUUAUCACUUCACACUACAUGUUGAGAGUUGUGUUUAGAACAUUUAACUGGUUUCCAGUUUGGAAAAUGUUCUAGACAGAUUCAAUGGUAAAGUGGGUCCAAGGGGAGAAUAAUUUAUUCUCAGGUUAUUUUGUCUGGAUGAGGUGAAAGGCACGGAGAAGACUAUGUUGGACACAGAUUUAUUGAGUUUGCUUUAAAUCAUUUUCUGAUUGACCAGCUAUAGUUUAAAUAACUUGAGGCAGUGGUUUGAUAGAUCACUGCUGUGGAAGUGAUUGGUAAUAAAAUGGAAUACUUGUGGAACUCGAGGCAUGAUAACUGGUGCCGGAUGCAAUGCUACUUGAGGGUUGCAGAGCUUUAUGGAUGCAGGACGAAUGAACCAUAUGAUAACCAUGGAACAUCCUUCUUAAAAUGGCUCACCUUAUCUUAGUAGUGGAUGAAAGUAUGCAACUAUUCAGCAAAGAUAUGCACGGGCAGAGACCCGGGUUCGACCCCGACUACGGGUGCUGUCUGUACGGAGUUUGUACGUUCUCCCCGUGACCUGCGUGGGUUUUUUCUGAGAUCUUCCGUUUCAUCCCACACUCCAAAGACGUACAGGUAUGUAGGUUAAUUGGCUUGGUAAAUGUAAAAAUUGUUCUUAGUGGGUGUAGGAUAGUGUUAAUGUGGAGGGAUCGCUGGUCGACGGGGACUGGAUGGGUCGAAGGGCCUGGUUCCACGCUGAAUCUCUCAAACUAAAAAAACUAAAACUAACAUUAAAAAGCUAAUUCCCUUUUUGUGUCUGUUGCUUCUAAUACAGCUCAAGGAUGUAAAAAAUGAUGCAUAGUUCUGUUGGUGUAACAGUGAAAACAAUUCUGGAAACAUCAUUUUGCAAUGCUUUAUGGUGUGUGCGCCAAGGUGUCAUUUACCUUUUAUAAGCAAAUUAAAAAUAAUGCAAAUUUGAUAUACAUACAAAUAAACUAUUUUGACAAUUUAAGUGUUCAAA
This is a messenger RNA of Leucoraja erinaceus (little skate), 2271 nucleotides long. It is a transcript of the gene rad51, whose product is annotated as RAD51 recombinase. NCBI's taxonomy places the organism in Eukaryota, Metazoa, Chordata, Chondrichthyes, Rajiformes, Rajidae. The record is from RefSeq and is a predicted model, not a curated record. Gene Ontology annotation, cellular component: condensed nuclear chromosome. Gene Ontology annotation, biological process: chromosome organization involved in meiotic cell cycle; DNA recombinase assembly; double-strand break repair via homologous recombination. The coding region runs from base 201 to 1214 and encodes 337 amino acids. The transcript has 10 exons. Gene Ontology annotation, molecular function: double-stranded DNA binding; ATP hydrolysis activity; single-stranded DNA binding.